GGAGCUGAUGCUCUCUCUGCCUGCUGGAGCCCUUGUAGCACGGAGCUAACUGAGGAGCAGAGAGGAGGUUUUACAUUCAGAUAUCAAGUACAACAGACUGUGCAGUGUAGCAUCCAUGGAGGACAUCGACCAUGACCCCUCCUCUUCAUCAGAUGAGCAGGACUCCUGCCCAUCCUCUCCUAAUCAGAUAAGACACCUCGGUGCUGCGCAGCAUUUGAGCCAUUCAGACGACUCUGAUGUGGAGAACAUAAUGCAUGAUGCUCCACAUUAUGAAGGGCAAAGCCAAACCCACCAGCAGGACCUCGAAGUCCACCUUGCAGACGGAGAGUUUGUUGGCCGAGACCGGCCCCUCACCCCGUCUCAUUUGGAGCCCCCAUCAGCAGGUCCAGCCCUGUCAGACGCAGGUUCAUCUUCUGGCUUGUCGCAGAGUAAAAGUGUGGAGUUUGAUUUGCCCCCUCCCAUCAGUCCUUCCAGACCCAGGAGCCCCUGGGCUUUGUUUGAUCCAUACAGCAAUAAUAAGGAUCCAGACAAGGAAUAUGUGGGCUUUGCAACGUUACCAAACCAGGUGCACCGCAAAUCAGUCAAAAAAGGGUUUGACUUCACCCUCAUGGUGGCUGGUGAGUCCGGCCUGGGAAAGUCCACUCUGGUCAACAGCCUGUUUCUCACAGAUUUGUACAAAGAUAGGAAGCUGCUUAAUGCGGAAGAGAGGAUCACGCAAACAGUUGAAAUCACCAAACACACCGUGGAUAUAGAAGAGAAAGGCGUGAAGCUUAAGCUCACCAUCGUGGACACGCCUGGAUUUGGUGAUGCUGUAAACAACACUGAAUGCUGGAAGUCGGUGGCAGACUACAUCGACCAGCAGUUCGAGCAGUACUUCAGGGACGAGAGCGGCCUCAACCGCAAGAACAUCCAGGACAACCGUGUGCACUGCUGCCUGUAUUUCAUCUCACCCUUCGGUCACGGUCUCCGACCUCUGGAUGUUGAAUUCAUGAAAGCUCUGCAUGAGAAGGUCAACAUUGUGCCCAUUCUGGCUAAAGCUGAUACGCUCACCCCGAGUGAGGUGAAGAAAAAGAAAAUUAAGAUCAGAGAGGAGAUUGAACAGUAUGGCAUCAAGAUCUAUCAGUUCCCCGACUGUGACUCUGAUGAAGAUGAAGAGUUUAAGCAGCAAGACCUGGAGCUGAAGGAGAGCAUUCCCUUUGCAGUGAUUGGCAGCAACACGGUGGUGGAGGCCAAAGGGAAGAGGGUGAGGGGCCGCCUCUACCCCUGGGGCAUCGUAGAAGUGGAAAACUCUGCUCACUGUGACUUCAUUAAGCUGAGGAACAUGCUUGUACGCACACACAUGCAAGACCUAAAGGAUGUGACCCGAGAGACUCACUAUGAGAACUACAGAGCACAUUGCAUCCAGAGCAUGACCCGCAUGGUCGUCAAGGAACGAAACCGCAAUAAGCUAACCAGGGAGAGCGGCACAGACUUCCCCAUCCCCAUGGUCCCCGGAGGCACGGAGAGCGAGACGGAAAAGCUCAUACGAGAGAAAGACGAGGAGCUGCGGCGGAUGCAGGAGAUGCUGCAGAGGUACCAGGAUCAUUUGAUCACCCAGUAGGACGGCUGUUAACAAAGAACUCUGCACAUUAAAAAAAAAACGGAGAGAGA
Cyprinodon tularosa is the source of this 1650-nucleotide messenger RNA. It is a transcript of the gene septin4b, whose product is annotated as septin 4b. Lineage: Eukaryota; Metazoa; Chordata; Actinopteri; Cyprinodontiformes; Cyprinodontidae. The transcript is spliced from 13 exons. Bases 116 to 1600 code for a protein of 494 amino acids. The record is from RefSeq and is a predicted model, not a curated record. Gene Ontology annotation, biological process: cytoskeleton-dependent cytokinesis; regulation of exocytosis. Gene Ontology annotation, cellular component: microtubule cytoskeleton; synaptic vesicle; septin complex. Gene Ontology annotation, molecular function: molecular adaptor activity; GTP binding; GTPase activity.